Molecule: messenger RNA, 4735 nt
Organism: Beta vulgaris subsp. vulgaris (sugar beet)
Lineage: Eukaryota; Viridiplantae; Streptophyta; Magnoliopsida; Caryophyllales; Amaranthaceae
Product: protein SPA1-RELATED 2
Exons: 13
Coding region: 261-3338 (1025 amino acids)
Biological process (GO): photomorphogenesis; protein phosphorylation
Molecular function (GO): ATP binding; protein binding; protein kinase activity
Source: RefSeq, a predicted model, not a curated record
GUAACAUCCUCCAAAGAGCAUAAAAGUGCGCCAGAAAGCAUCAAUUAAGCACCUCUUGUCUUUCUCCCCUUCACUUAAUAAUUAACACGACGACGACGAAAGCUCUUCAACAAACAAUUGAAGAUCACACAAACAAAACCACUUAAACAAAGGACACAGAAAUUUCAGAAGUUGAGGUAACCACAUAUAUAUACGACUAUAUAACUUUACAAUUGAUGCUUUUGGUGCAUUGAAGAUAAAAUAGUGUGCAUUUGACCGCUAUGGAUGAAGGGUAUGUUGAGGAUGUGACUAUGGUUAGUCGAGCAGAUGCUGUUCGAGCCCAAGGUAAAGAAAGUGAGAAUUUGGUAGAGAGCGGCAAUGUAUUGGAAGCACGACAGAAGGUUAUUCUUCGGGAGGGGGAUUUCCGGAGGAGUUCAAUCCAACAAUUUGUGGAUAUAUUAGGUGGAAAAGAUGUGAAUACUGAUGUGAACAUAGUAGAUAUGUCUCAAGACCCAUGUACGAGUUACAACAAAAGUGAGGAAGUCAGAGUUCAGGAGUUAACCCUGGGAGAUUACAAUACUGAUUUUAGUACGAUGAACGAGGGUGAGAUGAUGGAGACAAUCUCUCAUGAGUGGCAGCAUGGGAAUCAGCCAGGGAUCAGAUCUGAAGCUGAAAUUGCAUUCAAGCAUUUUACCGACAAGGAGGAAUAUCUCUCAACAUCAAGUGCUUCAAAGGACUCAAACACUUCCAAUGAAUUGGCUUUUCAAGGAUUCAAUCAAAGUGGGAAGUUAAUCCCGGGCCAGUCAACUUACAAUGAUAGUGACGCAGUCUUGCGACAUGCACUUGCUUCCGGGACUAUGAGAAUGAAGAUUAUAUCCAGAUCUACUGAAGGCCCAGAGUAUUUUAUCAAAAAUACCUUAAAGGGUAAGGGGGUCUUAUGUAGAGGUCCAGUUCCUGCUACUGUUGAAUCUAAGGGCCAGCAUAUUGUGAAAGCUGCUGGUGGUCCCCUAGUAGCUUCCAGUUCACCUGUAAAUACGGGACACAUUUCUGUUCUUCCAUCUAACUCUGCAAAUACUGCUUCUGGUAGUUGUGAAGCUGUUAAUGAUGGUAUAAAUUUUAGGGAGUGGAUGAGUUCAAGACAGAAGAAAUUGCUCAGAGUUGAUAGUUUGAAUUUAUUCAAGCAGAUUUUGGAUCUGGUGUAUUCUUGUCACUCAGAUGGCAAGGUCUUGGUGGACUUACGUCCUUCUUGGUUUAGGUUGUUGCCUUCCAAAGAGAUUGUGUAUCUUGGGCGCAUGUGUGCACAGAAUGAAAUGCAGGGGAGUGUUAUGCAUAAGGAUGUUCAGAAUUCACAGGCUCUGAAAAGACCAUUGGAGCAGGGUAUGUUACCCCAUUCUCAUUUAGGUGCAAAGCACCAUAAGUCCAUUGAUAAUGUGAAUUUUCUCAAGAUGAAGUCACAGUUUCAACUAGGAUAUGGCCCAAAACUAAUAACAAAUAGAAUUGAUGCCAAUCUUGCUGGUCCAGGAGAUUCUAAGACUUUAAGUAGGCCACAAUUGCUAUCUUCAGCGCAGCGUGCAUUUUCUUCAAAUGAACAGCAAGAAAUGAAAUGGUAUAGAAGUCCUGAGGAGCUCUUGGGCAGGGGUUGCACAUCUUCGUCAAAUAUCUAUAGUCUUGGGAUCUUCUUUUUUGAGUUACUUAGCAGUUUUGACUCUGGGAAAGUACAAGCUUCAGCAAUGUCUGAUAUGCGUCAUAGAAUUCUUCCACCCAAUUUUUUAUCGGAAAACCCAAAGGAAGCUGGGUUUUGCCUGUGGCUACUUCAUCCUGAACCUUCACUCAGGCCAACAGCCAGAGAUAUUUUACAAUCAGAAGUCGUGAGUGAAGUACACACAUUGUCUGGGGAUGACAAGUCGUCAUCUAUUCAGCAAGAUGAAGGUGAAUCUGAGUUGUUGUCCCACUUCCUUUUCUCUGUGAAAGAAGAGAAGCAAAAACAUGCCUCAAAAUUGGUGGAAGAUCUUGGGUGCAUAGAAUCGGAUAUUAAGGAACUGGAGAGGAGGCACCAAUUGAAGAAAUCCACGACCGUGACUUGCUCCGGAGACGAAAUGGUCAACGCAAGGGAGAGGGGUUUCCUUCAACAUCCAGAUGGUGGCGACUCAAGGUUCUUGAACAAUGUUGCUCAGCUUGAAAGGGCUUACUUUUCAGCACGCUCCCAAAUCCAUGUUUCUGUGAGUGAUCCUGUGGUUCGAACAGGCAGGGAUAUACUUCAAAAUCGAGAGAGUUGGUAUCCAGAUCCACAUGAUGAUGAAAAACAGAAACCAUUGGAUGAUCGCGGAGCCUUCUUUGAUGGUCUAUGCAAGUAUGCUCGUUACAGUAAACUGAAAGUUUGUGGAACUCUAAGGAAUAGGGAUAUUACGAACUCUACCAAUGUUGUUUGCUCUCUUAGUUUUGACCGAGAUGAGGACUACUUUGCCGCAGCUGGAGUAUCAAAAAAGAUAAAGAUUUUUGAUUAUCAGUCGCUUUAUGACACUUCUGUUGAUAUUCAUUAUCCAGUCAUUGAGAUGUCAAACAAAUCGAAGCUCAGUUGUGUUUGCUGGAACAAUUAUAUCAGAAAUUAUUUGGCUUCAACGGAUUACGAUGGUAUCGUCAAGUUGUGGGAUGCAAGUACCGGUCAAGAAUUUUCUCAGUAUACUGAACAUGAGAAAAGGGCAUGGUCUGUUGACUUUUCUCUGUUGGAUCCCAUGAAAUUGGUUAGUGGAAGUGAUGAUUGUUCUGUAAAGUUAUGGAGCAUCAGUGAGAGAAAUUGUUUGCAUACUAUCCGGAAUAUUGCAAAUGUGUGCUGCGUUCAGUUCUCUGCAUACUCAUCGCAUUUGCUGGCAUAUGGAUCUGCUGAUUAUAAGAUAUAUUGUUACGAUCUCCGCAAUGCUAGUGCUCCAUGGUGUAUAUUAGCCGGUCAUGAGAAAGCUGUCAGUUAUGUGAAGUUUGUUGAUUCUGGGACCCUUGUUUCUGCUUCCACUGACAACACACUGAAGCUUUGGGACCUUAGCAGAUCGGAUCCUGCUGGUUUGUCCAACAAUGCUUGUAGCUUAACACUCGGUGGGCAUAAGAAUGAGAAGAAUUUUGUGGGCUUGUCUGUUUCUGAAGGAUACAUAGCUUGUGGUUCAGAAUCCAAUGAGGUUUAUACUUAUUAUAAAUCUCUUCCUAUGCCAAUCACCUCUCACAAGUUUGGCUCGAUUGAUCCAAUAUCUGGAAAAGAGACCGACGAAAGCAAUGGGCAGUUCGUUUCUAGUGUGUGCUGGAAAGGGAAAUCUAAUGUGGUUGUUGCUGCCAACUCGAAUGGGUGCAUAAAAGUUUUAGAGAUGGUGUAAAGGAUUGUUUUCUACGAAAGCGAUCAAGGAUUUAUCAUUAUUUUGCCGUCCAAGUUAUAUUGUGGUGGACUUCCUGCUAGCUGCCGGUGGUGGAGGUUGACCUGAUAUGAUUAUGCACUUAUUUUAUUAAGGGUGUGCUUUGGAGUACGCCCAAGUGAGUACAUAAACCUGCGCAAUGCAGCUAUCAGGAUGGAGUAUUGGUGAACUUAUGCCGAGUUUAUCUGGGUGGUACCCAUCAAUCACAUUCUUCUUCAAUCAAUGGCUCGUUACCAAUUUGUUUCGGUUCAAGGGUGUGUUUGAUGGAUGAAUUGAAAUAUUGUCAUGAACUGCCCGCGUUUGAGAGAGAUGGCAAACAACAUCUUUCUAUAUUCCUCAUGAAUAAGUCUGAUGACUCAGCAGAUUUGUGGAAUUGAUUUUCUCGUCCGGUGGAUCUGAUCUAUAGUUAGGGGACAAUACAUACCAGUAGGUUCAAAGAAAGGAAGAUAAGAAAGCAGAAUUUUUUUAAAAAAGGAUUGAUUUGAGAUAUGUGGCCAAGCCAAGGUGAAAGGUCGGUCUAGGCUUCGGAAGCACAACAGAAACAGCCUAAAUCUUCCUCAUACCUCAGAAAGGAGCCAAAAAGCAUAAACUAGGCUAGGAACGACUCUCUUAGUAUGGCGAGUGUAUCAGACUGCAGUGACACAGUCGUCCGGAGCUCUUGAACCCGAAAAAAGGGAUGGAAUUCCCCUUACUCUAAGGAGUGAGUGAGUAUGAACUACCUAAUAGCUGCGUCAUAUACAAGUGAUCAUGGCCCGUAUCUGUGCUGGUUUACAACUAUUUCUGACUCGGAAUACUUAUACGCGAUAGUGUGGCCGAGAUCUGUAGGAUCAUAGAUUCAGAUACUGAAUAUAAAAGAGGAAGCUGCAUACUUCAUUUUGGAAGCUCGACUUGAAGAUGAAUGGAUCGAAUCUUGAGUAGGUUUUUGGUUACUCUUUAAUUUUUUGUGGCAAAAUAGCCAAGUUCUUUCGUCCUUCUUGGCGUUUAUGAAAAGGUACUUAUUCUUCUCAUUUUGAUGGUUGCAGUUAUCUUCAUUUCAUUCUUGCCUAACGUGUGCCAGCUUUCUUGUACCCAAUUUUGGUGUCACCUCUUGGGUCGUGAGAGAACGUUGGUGAUUUUGUUGGACAUAUGUUCUAGGUUAUCUUGCUCUGUAUCUUGGUUAUUCCUAUCUAGAGAUUGAAGAUGACGAUUAACACACUCCAGAAUCCGGAAUUUUGAACACUUAUCAACUUUGUAAUCAAGUUUUUGUUCUCAUGCUUAUCCUCAAGCAAAUAGUGGAGCAAAUUGGAUCUUGGAUAUAUAGUGGAUGCCUGUUGUUGAUGUUUCAAAGUGAUAUAGUAUAUGAAGUAUAAAUAUUUUUUUUA